Messenger RNA from Teleopsis dalmanni, 2880 nucleotides. It is a transcript of the gene Nrt, whose product is annotated as neurotactin. Bases 136 to 2676 code for a protein of 846 amino acids. The transcript has 4 exons. The record is from RefSeq and is a predicted model, not a curated record. Lineage: Eukaryota; Metazoa; Arthropoda; Insecta; Diptera; Diopsidae.
ACGGUUCAAACAUAUCUACAACAGAUCUAAACAGAUUUUUUAUAACAAAAAUUUUUUAAAAUAAUCUUUCACUGGCAUUUGAGACAUUAGUCUCGUAUCGUAUCGUAAAGCAUUAUACAUAAAUAAUCAUUAAAUAUGGGUGAACUAGAAGAGAAGGAAAAUGCACCAGGUGAAACAUCACCACAAGAAGUUGCUGAUGAACCAAAAGAAACUGAUAAAAUGCUCGAAAAAAAAGAAAAUGCAUCAGUUACGCCUGAGGUUCCAAUAAAGGAUAAAUUACCUAGUCCUAAUGUGGAUACUAAAAAGUCUUCCUCCAAACCCAACACACCCAAUGGUGAUAAAAAAUCUCUGAACUCUACAAAUGAAGAUGCAAUUGCUAAAAGACCAAACAAUGGAGAAGAAAUUAUAGAUAUACCAGAUACAAAUGAUGAAAAAAAAAUUUCUAAAGAAGAACGUGAAGUCAAACCGAAAAAGAUACCAAUUGGUGGCUUAAAAUUACCUGGUUACUUUAUGAAAUCCAAACCUAAAUCUGAUGGUGACGGUGCUGAAGGCGAAUUAUUGGAAAAAGAAAAUAAAGAAGAAUCGAAUCCCAAUGAAGCUAAAACUAAAAAAGAUGAAAAGCCUCGAAGUUUUGGUGAACGUUUCCGCAAUUUUUUCGCACGCAAGCCAACUGCUGAUAAACAAGCCAAACAAACAGCAAAUGGUGCUGAUGCCGAUGCUAAAAGUGAAGCAACCGCAGAAGCUGCACCAGCCGGUGGUCAAGAAAAUUCCAAUGCUGCACCAGAAGGACCACCACAAAAGCGUGGACUCUUAAAUGCUAUUAAACUACCUAUAGCUAAUAUGAUACCGAAAAAGAAAUCCGAUGAAGAUGUUGAAUUGGGCUUGGGUAAAGCAGGACUCGCUUCCAUGGAAACACUAGAUGACUCUUUAAAAGAUCAGGACUGUGUUGACAAAGCACCAACAAAAAAUAAUGGCACAGAUGAUAUACAUAAAUUAAAAAAAUCUCCAAGUGCUGAAAUUAAGCUAGCCGCUUCAGAAGAGAAAACUCCUGAAGAAGCUGAACCAACUAUAUCGAUUGCUGACCGUUUACUUUCUUAUAAAUGCUCAGUAGAUGAUGCACUCAUUGCAUUAGGUGUUUUCCUAUUUAUUUUAUUAGUUGCAGUCAUUGGUUAUGUGCUUUCUCAUGAGACUCUGACAUCACCACCGAUACGCGAAGGUCGCUUUAUUGAUGCUGUUACUAGUUGUGGUAUGGUGGAAGGUGUUAAAGAAGACGGUGCCUUUGCAUUCCGUGGAAUACCAUAUGCUAUUCCUCCGACUGGUGAACAGCGCUGGCGUCCGGCACAAUUGAUUGAAGGUAUCGACGAUUGUUGGAAUGGUACACUACAAGCACACAAUGUUAGUGAAUUAUGUACUCAAAUGAUCGGCAAUGGUACUAUAAUUGGCAACGAAAAUUGCUUAUACUUAGAUGUAAUAACACCACAUAUACGUUAUGAUAAUCCAUUGCCAGUCAUUGUAUUAAUCGGCGCAGAAACAUUAACUGGACCUUCUCCUGGCAUUUUACGCCCUUCUGCACGCUACUCUCGCUCUCAUGAUGUCAUAUUUGUACGACCUAACUUCCGUUUAGGUGCAUUUGGUUUCUUAGCUCUUGAAGCAUUAACUAAGGAUGCAUAUCCACGUACAUCUGGCAAUUAUGCACUUACAGAUAUAAUAGCUGUGCUCAAUUGGAUUAAAAUAAAUAUCAUACAUUUUGGUGGUGAUCCUAAAGCAGUAACUUUGUUGGGUCAUCGAGCUGGCGCUACGCUUGUAUCGGCAUUAGUUAGCUCAAAAAAAAUCGAUCAUUUGUACGAACGUGCUUGGGUGUCAUCUUCAUCGGCUAUAUUCCCCGGUAAACCAUUACAUGAGUCUGAGAAACGUAAUCAGGAAAUAAUGCAAGCCUUAGAGUGUCGAGAUGUAGCUUGCUUGCGUGCUGCUUCCACCGAGCAAAUAUGGGAUGCCACUCCAGAUACUUGGUUACACUUUCCAGCCGAUAUACCUACAAACGAAGAAAAUACAAGUGGCCAUCAUGAAUGGCUUGUUUUGGAUGGCAACAUCUUACAGAAACAUCCAGCCGACGCAUGGAAAGAAGAACAUACAGGUAAACCUAAGCUAGUUAUGGGCACAACAGCACAUGAAUCGCAUACAGAAAAGUUACGACAACGGUAUGCUGAUUGGACGGCCGAGGAAGUGCGUAAUUUCAUUGAAACAUCAAAAAUUGGUGCUCUAAAUCUUACUGAAGAGGCUAUACAAAGAUAUAAUGCUACCAAUUAUCGAGGACUUGUUUCACUAAUUACUGAUAUACGUACUGUUUGCCCACUCUUAGUCAAUGCACGUUUGCAAACAUCUGUUCCAUUCUAUGUGGUAGUACAAGGUGGAGGAGAAGAUAAAUUAGCUAAAGUAGAUUCGGAUGUACUAGCAAUAUUAGGGCGGUACGAGCCACAUACUGUCGAACAGCGAAGAUUUGUAUCAUCAAUGCAACAACUCUUUUAUUAUUAUAUAGCACAUGGAAUUGUGCCACAAUAUGACCCACGAAGGCCGGUAAUAAAUGUUGGACAAGAUUCUCUUUCCCAAGAAGAUCAUCCCAACUGUAAUUUCUGGAUUAGCAACGAUAUUGUACCACGCUAUGCGCGUGUCGAUUAAUUUAAUUCGAAAAAGUCGAUUAAAUACAUUCUCAGAUAAAUUGACUUGAAAAAUUCUCUUAGCGAUAACAUAUAAAUAACAUAUUUAUACAUAUAUACAUAUGUAUAUAUAUGCGAUUAUGUUAUAAAAACAAAGUAAAAUAAUUCUCAAAUAUGUUUUUUAUAUUUUAUUAUACUUUGCUUUAGUACUUUUCUUAAAAUCAUA